Molecule: messenger RNA, 678 nt
Organism: Vidua macroura (Pin-tailed whydah)
Lineage: Eukaryota; Metazoa; Chordata; Aves; Passeriformes; Viduidae
Gene: TOMM6
Product: translocase of outer mitochondrial membrane 6
Exons: 3
Coding region: 1-219 (72 amino acids)
Cellular component (GO): mitochondrial outer membrane translocase complex
Source: RefSeq, a predicted model, not a curated record
AUGGCGGCGGCGGCGGCGGCCGGGGCGGGAGCGGCGGGAGCGGCGGCGGCCCCGCCGCGGGGCAUCCGCGCCUGGCUGCGGAGCGCCUUCCGCUUCGCCACCGACCGCAACGACUUCCGCAGGAACCUGCUGCUGAACCUGGGGCUGUUUGCCGCGGGGGUCUGGGUGGCCCGGAACCUGACCGACAUCGACCUGAUGGCCCCGCAGCCGGUCCCGUAGCCCCGGAAGGAGCCGGAGCUGCCGGGAGCAGAGCUCGCCCUCCCGCCAGGAAUGGAGCCGUGGAGCUGCUCUGAUCCCACCUGGAGCUGCUCUGAUCCCACCUGGAGCUGCUCAGAUCCCUUUGGAGCUGCUCUGAUCCCACCCAGAGCUGCUCUGAUCCCAUCUGGAGCUGCUCUGAUCCCCCUGGAGCUGCUCAGAUCCCCCUGGAGCUGCUCAGAUCCCUUUGGAGUUACUCAGAUCCCCCCUGGAGCUGCUCUGAUCCCUUUGGAGCAGCUCUGGUCCCCCCUGUGCUGCCUGGAGCAGUGACAAGGACAAAAGGUUUAAUGCUGAGAGGGAGAAUUGAUUUCCCAUCCAUUCAUUCAUCCCUUUGGGAAUUGUUUCCUCGAGGAUGUGCAUGGAAUUUCCUUCUGUACCCCCCACCCCCAGAUGUUUAUUAAAUUUUAUGGAAUAACAACACAA